GCCUCUCUCUUCUUCCCUCCCACUCACGCGCAUACAUUCGACGCCACGAAGCCGCCGCUCCGGAUCCCGUCCUCCUCCGACGCCGAAGAUGGGAGGUCCGUACUCCGGCGGCUUCUCCGGUCGCCGGGACCGUUCCCACGGCGAGAACGGCCGCCACACCCCCGAAUCGGACCGCUCCGCCGAGCAUCGCCGACGCCGCCGCCGCCGCAGCCCUUCCUACGACUCCUACGACCGCCGCGAGCCCGAUCGGCGCGGCCGCAGCCCCAGCCCCUCGUACGAUCGCUACGACGACCGCCGCGACAGCUCGAACCAGCGGUACCGACGGCGGGUCUCGCCCCGCGACCCGGACUCCAGGAGGAGCCCUAGGGCCGACGGAGCCCUAGAUUCCUUGCCCAGGCACUUCGGGAGGAAGCGGCCUUACCUCGAUCGCGAUUGCAGGGGUAACGGUAGGUUCUCGGAUUCGGAUUCCGAUGGGGAGCUGAAGGGGCUGAGCACUGAGGAAUACAGGAGAUUGAAGAGGCAGAAGAUGAGGAAAGCCUUGAAGUUCUGUAUCUGGAAUUGCACUCCGAGCCCGCCGCGGUACGAGGGGGAUGAAUUGGAGGAGAAAGCAGAGGAGAUCGAUGAGAAGUACGGGGAAGAUUUGGAGAAGAGCGACUCGAGCGAGAAAGAGAAUGGAAGAGCGAAGGGGAAAGGGAAAUCUAAGCCCGUUAGCGAGGAUUUGAGUGACGGUGAGACGGACAGCGAGUCCGAGUCGGAGCCGAGUGGUUUCGGUUUGAGGAAGAAGAAGAAGAAGAGGAGCUCGAGUUCGAAGCGCAGGAGCAGGGGAUUGUCUGGAAGUGAGAGCGAAUCCGAGAGCGAGAGGGAAAGCGGUUCUGAUGAUUCUACAUCGAGGAGGAAAGCGAAGAAGAGUAGGAGCUCGUCUUCGAAAGGGAAGAGUGGGAAAGUGCGUGAUACUGAGAGUGAAUUGGAGAGUGAAAGUGAAUAUGAGGAUUCCUCUUCGAGGAGGAAGAAGAGGGGGUCGAGUUCUAAAGGAAGGAGCAAGAGAGAGCAGGAGGCCGAGAGUGAAUCGGAGGUCGAGAGCGAGAACGAAUCGGAUGAUGAAGAGGGUAUUAAGGGGAAGAAAAAAUCCAGGAAAAGGUCUAGUAGGCAGAGAAGGAGUGGGAGAAGAAGCAGUAGGAAAGGCAAGAGGAGAUAUAGUGAAUCUGAUGAUAGCAAGAGUGAAGAUAGUGAAGCUGAGGAUUCUGAUGCCAAACCAAAGAAGGGGAAGGGCUCAUCGAGUUCGCACAAGAAAAGUAGCAGUCGGAGUAAGAGAAGUAUUGAGAACGAUAGCGAUGUUCCAAAUUCGAUUGAGAGAGCACAAUCUGAUCUUGAUGUAAACGGUGUAGACAGUGAGGUCAAGGCUGAGAUCGAUGCGGAAGCACUUUUGUUCAAGGAGCUGAUCGAGUCCCAGAAGAAGCCAGCUUUGGAUAAUGAGCCGGUGGUUGGUCCCAUGCCGCUGCCGAGAGCUGAGGGGCAUAUUAGUUAUGGUGGGGCUCUUAGGCCUGGUGAAGGUGAUGCUAUUGCGCAGUAUGUUCAGCAAGGGAAGCGUAUCCCACGAAGAGGUGAAGUCGGUCUUUCUGCAGAGGAGAUUCAGAAGUUUGAGAGUCUUGGGUAUGUGAUGAGUGGUAGCAGGCACCAGAGGAUGAAUGCCAUUCGUAUUAGGAAAGAAAACCAGGUUUAUAGCGCUGAAGACAAGCGCGCUUUGGCCAUGUUUAACUAUGAAGAGAAGGCGAAGCGGGAGCAUAAGGUCAUGGCUGAUUUGCAGCGGUUGGUGCAGCGUCAUAUUGGGCAGGAUGUUGGCCCUAAUCAUGAUCCUUUUGCUGGCAAAGCUGCUGAUGGUCCUGAGGCUUGAUUAACAUUCUUGCAAAAAAGUUCUGCACAGGAGUUUAAGACAACUUGGCUGGAGUCCUCCUUUAAUGGAAUUUUGAAUUUCAAGUAAGGCCCACGUAAUCUUUGGUGAAGCUACAUGGCGUCUAUAGAGGCAAUUUGCAUGCAGAUAGAAUAUGGAGUUUAUUAUCAAGGCCAAUCUAUACUUUUGUGGUGAAGCUACUUAUGGUUGUGAGAGACAAUAACUUGCUGUCAGUAUUGUUCAUCUGCUGAAACAAGUCUCUUUAUUUCGUUCCCAUCUUUUUGUCAUUUUGAUUAUGGGAACCAAAUUAGAUAUUAGAGAAUUCCUCUUUCUUCCAAAUGUGGUAGAUGAGUCUCUCUUUUCAUUCCCUUUUUAGCUUUAUUAAAGAAUAGCGAAGUAACGAUCGGAAAAUUAAGCAUGUCUCAGUAUGUUUUGGUCUAUUAUGGAGAUUGUGGUGUAAUACCUAACAUGACGCAAUAUUUGCUAAAUUAAUGAAUGAUGGCUUUGGUAAGUUCAUAGGAAA
This is a messenger RNA of Syzygium oleosum, 2411 nucleotides long. RefSeq lists its product as uncharacterized. NCBI's taxonomy places the organism in Eukaryota, Viridiplantae, Streptophyta, Magnoliopsida, Myrtales, Myrtaceae. The coding region runs from base 89 to 1891 and encodes 600 amino acids. The record is from RefSeq and is a predicted model, not a curated record. Gene Ontology annotation, molecular function: chromatin binding. Gene Ontology annotation, cellular component: nucleus. The transcript is spliced from 2 exons. Gene Ontology annotation, biological process: regulation of gene expression.